Heterostelium album PN500 is the source of this 1275-nucleotide messenger RNA. RefSeq lists its product as uncharacterized. NCBI's taxonomy places the organism in Eukaryota, Evosea, Eumycetozoa, Acytosteliales, Acytosteliaceae. Bases 1 to 1275 code for a protein of 424 amino acids. The transcript has a single exon. The record is from RefSeq and is a predicted model, not a curated record.
AUGACAAGUUUAUUUAUAAAUCGAGAAAAAGAUUUAGAGGAGUUUACCACCAUCUAUAAUUAUCAUGUUGGAACUGAUUUUCAGUAUGCUUUACCAACUUUGAUUAUCUUCAGAGUCAUCGAAAAUCUGUGGUACUAUGAAAGUAUUCACCACUUGGAAGCUAAGAAACAAUUGUUAAACUAUCGAUGGCUACUCUCACUCUCUUUGAUUUCAAAAGAGUUUUUCAAACUGACUAGUUCUCUAUUCAAUAGAAUCAUAUGUACAGAGACAAAAAAAGUGAUUCAAAGUGUAAAACAAUUCAAGAACGUUGUGAUUUCACCUCACUCUGUACUAAAGACAAUCAACCAUUUCACAAUAGACUUGAAGAUCUUUAAGGAAUUCAUAAACAUAGCAAAUUGUAGCGCAGUGGAGCUGUCAUUGAUUUUUAACGAACUUCUAAAGCUAAAGAUACUAAACAAACAUAACCAGCAUUUCCAACUUCAGUACUCUCAAGCUAUAGUUCAAUACAUGGUGAAUCUUGAAUCACUUUCACUGGAAUCGAUUGUGAUUGACAACUCCAAAGUGCUGGAAACAUUGAAUGAAAUGAAAAGCCUGACAUCUCUGAACUUUAGAUAUUCCAAAUUCGCAAAGUUUGAAUUCAAUGCUCAUCUCAUUUCGAUUUCCAUCCGAAAGUUGAAGCUACCUCAAUCCGAUUCUUACUUUAAUUACUCCAAAGAGCUGUUGCAGUUGAAUCACUUGACAUCGAUCGGUCUUGGAUCGUUUGAUAAAAGAGUGUUAGAGUUAAUCAUUGGCAAGUUCAAUAACCUAACAAGUAUUUCAUUUUUACACCCACGUAUAGAUGAAAUUGAAAUCGCUGAACUCUAUGAGUGUCUAUUGUGCUCUCAAGACUGUAGGAUUCAACAUCUAACUGUUGACAAAGCUUCGAAAUGGGUGAAAAAGCUACUGUCAAAUAAUGAAUCGAUUGAAACUCUAGACUUGAAAUCGAUAUUCUCUAGUACCUAUAGGAUUUCAAAAUAUUGCUCUACCAUCAAGAAACUUCUCUAUAAAAGAGACCCAUUUAGCAACGACAAAGAUUAUGAAGCUACCGACAAGAAACCUACAGGAUAUGUAUUAGUCAAAAUUAAACGAAACGCAAACACCUUUACCGACACUAGAUAUGCCAAGAAAUUCUACAACAUCAAAGAUUUCAAUAAUCAAAGUGCACUUCAUUUUGAAUCAAACUAUGCAAAUCAAAUGUUUUUAUAUGCAAAGAAAUCUACCUUUUUAAUUAAUUAA